AUGGACUUUUCACCCACCAAGACGCUGUCCCAAACCCUCAUCGAGUCGACAGAGCCGCACUCGGGGCAUGUUCGGAAGCCCACCCCAACUCUUCUUCCGGCCUUCGGCGAGGAUGGGCCAUUCUCUUCAUCGCCAUUUCCACGUCCGGCGUCCUCGAAACGCAAGUUCGAAGAGGACUCGCCCACCUUUCCCAAGCAGCUGAAGUAUUAUCCAACCCCGCAGCCCACGUCGUCGACCAACAUUAUUUCCUCGUCGCCCCGCCAUGCCCGGCCGGGCUUCGAACGCACCUUCUCGGCUCUGUCAGAGAGGACCCCACUCGGUGCUGUGCCCACGCUCGACCUUCCUGCAGACGGCGAAAUCGUGAGAAUGGGCAGGAGCUCCAACACGUCAGAUUACCAGCUCUCUACCAACCGCCUCAUUUCACGCGUUCACGUCCAAGCCGCUUAUCACGCGCCAAGCCCACCAUAUCCGCAUGGAUACAUUGAGGUUGAAUGUCUGGGAUGGAACGGUGCGAAGAUCCACUGCAAAGGACGCAUCUUCGAGCUGAGCAAGGGAGACACGUACAUGUCAGAGAACCCCGAGACGGCCAUCAUGCUCGAUGUACAGGAUACCCGCGUCAUGAUUGCUUGGCCAUCUAUCCCUGUAUCAAAGUUUUCUUGGGAAUCCGAGGAAGAAGGCAUGCCUACUCCGACUCGCAACCGUACCCAAGAGAACAUCUGUUCCAGCCCUCCUGUUGUUCCACGGUCACCUGUCUCGCAGAGCCCGAUUCGCCCUCCCGUCUUCGCCGGCCUUGGCACCAACCUGCAGUCUGGCCCCGUUGAAGUCUUCGAAGAUGCCGAUGCCAGCGCGGAUAGCCCUAGCAUUGCCACCCCAGGCUCCGCAGACCAGACCUUUAUCCGCCCCUCUCUUCCAAGCUCCAAGUCUAGCCAUGAAGUACGUCCUGUUGUCGAUCUCAAAGAGAGUGUGAACUUCGCCGCCGACGACUUCUCCGACAAUGAUGAAGAAAACGAUCCUGUUGUACACUCCUUUGGACCCUUCGGUCAGAACCUCCUCAGUGGCAUGGCCUCGUUCAACACAGCUACGCCAACGCAAUCAAACACUCCACGUAUGCGCGGGCCACUACUGUCGCCGUCCCCCAAACGUCGCGUUACUGAGCCUAUCCGAUACAAAGAGUCACCGAUCAAGAACCAUGUCAUCAACCAAUUGGCAUUCUCACGUAUUCACUCUCAACCAUUGUCCGCUAUUCACAGCAACCUUCCAGCUGAAUUGAAGGCCUGUGUGAACAAGGGCACAAAUGGCAAGGAUGAAGAGGGCACUGGCACAUCGACUCCCCUCCCUGAGCUCUCUAGAAAAGAGUUGAAGAGGAUUCUGGAUGACACUCCCUGUGUUGGUGAAAUUCCUCGUGCUGGCAAAGAUGCCGCUGGGCAGCCCCUCGAGAACGAAUUCUACUAUGUCCCUGAGAUGGACUCCAACCAAAUGAGGCGCGAGACCAUUACAGCUGGCACUCGCAGCACCGGACUGCGGUCUGUCAGGAAGACGCACAAACAAUAUUAUUGGAAGAAACCCCGCGUUUGA
Alternaria postmessia is the source of this 1575-nucleotide messenger RNA. RefSeq lists its product as uncharacterized. The transcript is spliced from 2 exons. Lineage: Eukaryota; Fungi; Ascomycota; Dothideomycetes; Pleosporales; Pleosporaceae. Bases 1 to 1575 code for a protein of 524 amino acids. The record is from RefSeq and is a predicted model, not a curated record. Gene Ontology annotation, molecular function: protein binding.